Anopheles aquasalis is the source of this 5649-nucleotide messenger RNA. It is a transcript of the gene S1P, whose product is annotated as membrane-bound transcription factor site-1 protease. Lineage: Eukaryota; Metazoa; Arthropoda; Insecta; Diptera; Culicidae. Gene Ontology annotation, molecular function: serine-type endopeptidase activity. Gene Ontology annotation, biological process: proteolysis. Gene Ontology annotation, cellular component: Golgi apparatus. The record is from RefSeq and is a predicted model, not a curated record.
CCCCUCGAAGAAGAAUUUGUUUUCCUCGAAAAUCGUAAAAAUGCGGAACUCUCGACGGUCCGCGGGGGCGGAAAGGGACUUAAUGUAAAACGAAAAAUGUGUAAAAUCAAUUAGCGUGUGUGGCAAAAGAGUGUUGUCGUAUCGCGCUCGUUGAACGGGCCCAUCGCCUACGGCGGAGCGCCACGGAGUGUAUUGCAGUGAAACGACGAUAGAAUCGACAAUCGGGCACCCGUUCCCUCUUUGUUGAUAAGAAGCUGUGCCGUUCCCCGGGAACAACCCUUUCUACCGCGGACGCAGAGGAUGCCGCAAGGUGACCAAAAAUAGCGCAGUAAACAGCAGCAUCGCGCCUCGGGAAACAACUUCCGCCGUUGGCGAGAGGAUUGGUGAAAGUUGGGGGCUCGACCGGAUCAAGGAACACAACCCUUUGAAGCUGCCGACAACAACAACGACAACGACGACGACGAAAACGACGAAUAUAUCGUUAUUUCUUUGCGCUGCGUUAUCUAUAGAAAUAGGUGACCGUGCAUAAUCAGGUGUGUUAUCAUGGUGAAGUGGAAGCAUCCGACGACUAGCAAAGUACCGUGCGACAGUUUUGCCAUUUGUUGGCAGGCCUUAUGAAUGAGACAGAGAUACCUGGACUUGGAGGAAAGAUAAAUUGUGCAACAAAACGGUGCCCCCCCGGUCGGCCUAGGAAGAUGAGAAUCUUCCGGCCAGUGGCCACAAGAACAGCACCAGCAGCACCAUUCAUCGAUGUAGUCCGGUGGUCGUCGCUGGUGAUUGUGGUGCUGGUGGUGCUACUGCAGUCACCAUCUCCGAGUGUCGGUACACAUUUCGUGCCAGCUAGCAAUGGCACGGCACCACCAGGAGCAGCAACCGGCGACUAUGUUGCCCAUAGCAACAUUAGUAAUAGCGUUAGUAGUGAUACGUUAAGUUAUAGUAACGAUAGUUUGGUGUCUCCUGUUACUCCUGCCAUCGGCCACACAACGCCUGCUGGCAGCGAGAGGAGUAGCGAUGGACCGUGGAACGGUUCGAUGGCAAGCAAACCCUGCUGUGAUAGUGUAAACCGUACCGAGCCGAGCGGGAGUGGUAGCGGUAACGGUAGCGUCCCCUCACCUCAGACGCACCGCGUAGUGAUUGAGUUUUCCAGCAAAAUCGUCCAGAACGAGUACAUCGUCCAGUUCAAUGGCUACUACAGGCAACGGGAGCGCCACAGCUUCAUUCAAACCGCCCUGAACGGCUCGAAGGUUCAAAAAUGGCGCAUCUUGCCCAGAAGCAAUCCGGCACAGGAUUUUGCCAGUGAUUUCGAUGUGCUCGCGUUGGAAGAACCGCCCGGGGGUGACGAGCACGAUGGGCUAGCGUUACUACGUUCGCAUCCUUCCAUCAAAAGCAUCUCACCGCAGCGUAUGGUACAGCGGGAGCUCAAGUACGUACCGCUACGCUCCGACCGGCAACAACGAACAUCCCGCAACGAGCAGGAAGAGGAGUACGAUCGACAACUAGACGAGGAUGAUGAUGACGAUGACGAUGAGGAAGAUGAAGAAGAACCGGCGAUCGAUCUCGACGAUCCCGAAACGAAUGAUUUCAUUCAAUUCGUGCAACGUCGGCGCCUAGCAACGGAAGAGUUUAGCCAGCAGCAGCAGCAACAGCAACAACAACAGGAGGAGGCUGCAGCUGCUGUUUCUGCUGCCGAUCGACCCCCGAACCGUCAUGCAAAUCGUCGCCUACUGCGUGCCAUUCCACGGCAAAUCACUUCACUGCUCAAGGCGGACGUCCUGUGGAACAUGGGCAUCACCGGAAAGGGUGUCAAGGUGGCCGUUUUUGACACCGGCCUUUCCAAGUCCCAUCCCCAUUUCAAGCGCAUCAAAGAGCGCACGAACUGGACGAACGAGAAAACGCUCGAUGAUGGCGUUAGCCAUGGGACGUUCGUGGCCGGGAUAAUUGCGUCCGCCAAGGAAUGCCUCGGUUUUGCGCCCGAUGCCGAGCUGCACAUCUUUCGCGUCUUCACCAACAAUCAAGUAUCGUACACGUCCUGGUUUCUCGAUGCGUUCAACUAUGCCAUCCUGCGGAAGAUCAACGUGCUGAACCUCAGCAUCGGUGGGCCCGAUUUUCUCGAUCAACCGUUCGUCGAUAAGGUGCUGGAGCUGUCGGCGAACCGGGUGAUUAUGGUGUCGGCGAUCGGCAACGAUGGCCCCCUGUACGGUACGCUGAACAAUCCGGGUGACCAGAUGGACGUGAUCGGUGUCGGUGGUAUGGAUUAUGCGGAUAACAUUGCAAAGUUCAGUUCCCGUGGUAUGACAACCUGGGAGUUGCCCGGUGGCUAUGGACGCCUUAAGCCCGACAUCGUCACGUACGGGAGUCAGGUGAAGGGUAGCAAUCUGAACGGAGGCUGUAAGUCCCUUUCCGGUACGUCUGUCGCGUCGCCUAUGGUGGCCGGUGCGGUGACACUGAUAGCGAGCGGUGUACUCGAACGACUCGACGAUCUCAAUCCGGCUUCGAUGAAGCAAGCGUUGAUCGAGGGCGCCCAGCGGUUACAGGACAACAAUAUGUUCGAGCAGGGCCACGGGAAGCUUAACAUUCUGCGCAGCAUGAAGCUACUAUCAACGUACAAACCGAAGGUGACCCUAUCGCCGGCGUAUCUCGAUUUUACCGAGGACUACCAGUGGCCGUACACGACCCAAAGCCUGUACUACAGUGCCAUCCCGGUGAUCGCUAACGUAACGAUUCUCAAUGGGAUGGGCGUGAGCGGAAAGGUACUCGGUCGGCCAACCUGGCAUCCGUAUAGCAACGAGCAUGGCCAUCUGCUGAACGUAUCCAUCAGCUACUCCGAGCAGCUGUGGCCCUGGUCGGGCUGGAUGGCGCUGCACAUUGGUGUGAAUGAAGCGGGUCGUGCUUUCGAAGGGAUCGCCCAAGGUCACAUAACGCUAACCGUGCAAAGCCCAGCACAGGGACCGGAUGAGAGUGAACCACGGAACGGGACGGUUAGUUUCGCGAUCAAGGUGCGAAUUAUACCACAACCACCACGCCGGAAGCGCAUCCUGUGGGAUCAGUAUCACAGCCUGCGGUAUCCACCCGGUUAUCUGCCGCGGGAUAAUCUGAAGAUCAAAUCGGACCCCCUGGACUGGCGGGCGGAUCAUGUACACACAAACUUCAAGGACAUGUAUACGCACCUCCGGAACGCAGGGUAUUACGUCGAGGUGCUCGGUGCACCGUAUACCUGCUUCAAUGCGUCCCACUACGGUACGCUGUUGAUCGUCGAUCCGGAAGAGGAGUACUUUGAGGAGGAAAUCGUGAAGCUACACCGGGAUGUGCUGGAGCACGAGCUGAGCGUGAUCGUGUUCGCCGACUGGUACAACACGACCGUCAUGCGGAAGAUCAAAUUUUACGAUGAAAACACACGCCAAUGGUGGAUGCCAGAUACGGGCGGUGCCAACGUCCCGGCACUGAAUGAGCUACUGGCGGGCUUUGGCAUUGCACUCGGUGAUCGUGUUGCCGAUGGGUACUUUGAUAUGCGCGAUCAUCGGAUGUACUACGCGUCCGGUGCUAACAUUGUACGCUUCCCGGCCGGAGCAGGUACGAUCGUGGUCGAGCGUGAUUUGCUGGACGAAGGGCUGGGUAUCGCGAUGCCAGAUGAAAGUCGCCCGAAGGUUCGCUCCAAGACGGCCAUCCUCGGUAUGCUACAAACCGACCGGAAGGUGUACGGAACUGGCGGUAGUCGGAUACAAUCGGCCACACCAAACCCGGAGCCCGGUGUGCGUGUGCAGGAAGAGGGCAACGGGAUAGAGGAUGGUGAUGGUGAUGCUGGAAUGGCAUCGAUCGAUCGCGAUUCGAUCAUUAAUAAGCGGAUUUUGCUUAACGUUCGAUCGUUACCGGCGGACGAGGAGGAUGAUGUCCCGAACGAGGGUGGUGAAUUCCGGGAACAGGAUCCCGUGCCACCGGGGCAACAGCACCAGCAGCAGCAGCAACAGGUUGGACCACCCUCAGUACCGGUAGAUGCGGUCGAGAUACAGGAAGAACCGGUGGAUGAGGAGCUGGGCUCGUUGGUAUUGCGAGAACGGUCGAAGGUACAGCAGAAUAACUACACCGGGCCGGCUGUAUCGCGACCGCGUAAGAUCGACGAUGGAAACCGGAAUGAUGUCGGUCCGACCGGUGGCCGUAUAGCCGUGUACGGUGAUUCGAACUGUCUCGAUUCGACGCACCUGGAGAAACCGUGCUUUUGGUUGCUCGAUUCGCUGCUCGAGUACACGAUGACCGGGCACGUGACGAGCCUGCUGCGGGAGCUGAACAGCAGCCGGCGUACGGAGCAGCUGGAAGAAAAUCAAAAACCACCCCAACGGAUGCAACACAACAAUCUGCAUCUCUACUCGAAAGUGCUGGUCACGCACUCGUCGGUACACGCGAAAAGGCCCCUACCAAAAUGUGACCGCCUAGAAUGGGAGCAACCGGUAACGCUAAACAUGUCCAGCCUAACCGGACUGAACGAUCGGUUGCUGACGCUCGAGCAAGAACAGCAACUGCAACAGCAACGGCAACAACAGCUACAGCAGCAACAGCAACAGCUCAUCCAGCAACGUCAAUUGCAACAAUCAAACAAAGUCCCUCCACCGAUUCCGCUGUUCGGCAACGAACUGGAUGAUAUUAACUUUUUCCGUAAGUUGGAAGUAGUGAGUCAGAAAGCAUCGUCCGUACUGAGCGCAAACGAUGAACCGGACCUACCCGGGUGGCGGAAUAAGAAGACGGACAAAAUACCUCCCAACGCACCGCCCUCGAUCGGUGGUGGUGCGGUCGUCGGUGCCGGUCCGGUCGGUGCCAACGGUCCAACACCCGUGCUCGGUAUCAAGACGGUUCCGCUGAGCGUAGGUGAUCAUCGACAGCAGCAACAAAUGAACGAGCAGCUUCGGUUAGCGGCCCCGGGAGCCGAUGGAUUAACGAGAGGAGACGGUCCAGUACCGCGAGCCGGCAGUGUUACGGCAGGUCCAUCGCAACAACACAGCUCCACGGCUACCGGGUCGACCAAACGCCACGAUUCGACGGCAUUCGAUUGGAUCACAUCAAAGAGCUUCCUGCUGCUGGCCGGGAUUGCGCUGUUCGCGCUUCUCAACUGGCUCCGCCGAACCAAAGGGUUGACCAUUAAGCGAAGGCUUAAUUAUGUUUUCAAAAAGAUUGGCUUCUGAGCCACAAAAAAAAUCGUCAGCCAACAACACGGCUGACCCAACGAUACCAAAAUGGUGAAGGAAAGGAGGAGGGGGCUGCGCCAGUUCGCAGCUUUCCGAUGUUAUACACGUCUGUUUUCUUUUAGGUUUUCUCUGUUGUUGUUAAAGUGCGAAUUUGUUGGUUUCGGGUGCUUACGCAGCACCGUAUCCGAGGGGGCCUAUACAAUGGAGAGACAGAUCCAUGUGUGGUUUUAAGCCAUCCAGGCACGUGGCUGGCUUUACGUUUGUCGUCACUGUCAGGGCGGCAGCCAGGCAGUCUGAGCGUGGAUUUUAUGAUUACAUACAUUAUGUAUUCAAGAGAAGGGUAGUGCGUUCCACAGUUCAGCAGUUAGAACAGGUAGCAACAGUAGCAGCAAUUGUGUUUCCCUCCCUAGUUUACUAGAAUGGCAGAGUGGUGAAUGAAUAAAGUGAAAAAUAUUUGUAUAUUUUUAUAACGAAU